This is a messenger RNA of Larimichthys crocea (large yellow croaker), 1513 nucleotides long. RefSeq names its product electron transfer flavoprotein subunit beta (gene etfb). Gene Ontology annotation, biological process: fatty acid beta-oxidation using acyl-CoA dehydrogenase; amino acid catabolic process. Gene Ontology annotation, molecular function: electron transfer activity. The record is from RefSeq and is a predicted model, not a curated record. The coding region runs from base 100 to 864 and encodes 254 amino acids. Lineage: Eukaryota; Metazoa; Chordata; Actinopteri; Sciaenidae. Gene Ontology annotation, cellular component: mitochondrion. The transcript is spliced from 7 exons.
AGGUGUCACCCUAAAAUAAUUCCGGCCUUGUCCUCCUUGGGUGAAGGUUCAUUGCGGUGACUCUUUCUCCACGUUUGCUGUCUAAACCUUUCAGCCACGAUGUCUGGACGCGUCCUCGUUGGAGUCAAGCGUGUCAUUGACUACGCCGUUAAGAUUCGUGUAAAGCCGGACAACAGUGGCAUUGUGACGGAUGGUGUUAAGCACUCAAUGAACCCCUUCUGUGAGAUCGCCAUCGAGGAGGCGGUCAAGCUCAAGGAGAAGAAGCUUAUUAAGGAGGUUGUGGCUGUCAGCUGUGGGCCACAGCAAUCACAGGAGACCAUCCGUACUGCCCUUGCCAUGGGAGCAGACCGUGGCAUUCACGUGGAAGUGACUGGAAAAGACUAUGAAGCCUUGGGACCCCUGCAGGUUUCCAAGAUCAUGGCUGCUUUGGCCAAGAAAGAGGACGCCCAACUCAUCAUUCUUGGGAAACAGGCCAUCGAUGAUGACUGCAAUCAAACUGGACAGAUGACAGCAGCCCUACUGGACUGGCCUCAGGGUACUUUCGCAUCAGAGGUGGCACUGGAAGGAGACAAGGUUAAAGUGGUGAGAGAAAUUGACGGUGGCCUAGAAACUAUUAAGAUCAACACACCCGCAGUGGUUACCGCAGACCUUCGACUCAACACCCCCAGAUAUGCCACCCUGCCUAAUAUCAUGAAAGCCAAGAAGAAGAAGAUAGCUAACGUGAAGCCUGCAGACUUAGGGGUGGACCUCACAUCACGGUUGGAGGUGUUGAGAGUGGACGAGCCCCCACAGAGACAGGCAGGGGUGAAGGUGGAGACGGUGGAGGACCUGGUGGGCAAACUGAAGGAGGCAGGGACGAUAUAGAAGCUUCAGGAGCAAGGAGGGGAGCGCAGAACUAUGCAGACGGGACUCUGUAAUGAAUAACUGGACUGUGUUACAUAAGUGCACCCAGAGGACUAGCUUAUGUGUCGGCCUAAUCCCUCUGCUUGAGACUGUGACUCCUGAGGACAUGGGAAGGAGGAGGAGUGCUGAGAAACACUGUCCUGCAGCAGACCCAGACGACCCCAAAUUCCUCAUCUUUUCUUUUAUGUGCAGUUUGACUCUGUGUGGUUCAUCUUUAUCACAGGCUACUAAUAGAAGAGAGUAGCCUUUAUGCAAUAAUUGAAACCCAGAAACCUUCCUGUCAUUCAUGCUUCACCCAACAACAGUAGCUUGGCUCAGCUGGUUAAUCUUUAAUAUCUGUAGUAACACAUGUUAAGUGGUGCAGUUUUUGUAAAUGAUUUAUGUAAAUAUGGACCUAAACAUGUUGAUUAUGUCCUCCAAGAUGUCAAGUCUACUGGUAAUCUGUAUAGUCUGCAGUUGUAACUGGGUUUCAGGACUGUGUCGAUGGUGUCUCUCAGUAUGAGCGAGGGUAGAUGACCAUGAACCUGAAUUUUACCGCAAGCGCCUCAAUUCUCUGAUUGUACAGAACAUUACCAUGACAAUAAAGCAGCCAGUCUUUUUCAUAUCUAAA